UGACUCGUUUCCUGACUGUAGGCUGCCGCUAAAACCGAAGCGUUUAGACGGGUUAGCAAUGUAGGCUAAUCUCCAAAUAACUUUCUGCUUUUUGCUCUGCAGAUGUGUUUUGGGUGCAUUUUGCUUGCAUGGGUCUUUAUGCUGGUUAAAUAUUUCAUCAGACAAUAGGCUACUGUAUCAUUGAGCAAACUUGGCGGAUUCUGCUUUGUUUAUCCUUAAGGAAAAUCCAUGGAUAUCAUCGUGAAAAAUAAGCUUAAACUCAUCAAAUGGCUAAAAGUGGAUCCGACCAUUAUUUUGCAACACGUACAAACGCACGGGCUUAUAACAAUUUCGGAGUACGGUAAACUGAAGUCCAUUUCUAAAAAUGCGUCCGAAGAGAAUGUUGCUAUUGAACUCCUAGACAUCAUCUGUGAAAAAGGUGAAAAUGUCUGUCAAGAUUUUCUGAAGAUGUUAGAAGAUGAUGAUGUGAACGAAAUUUCCCCUGAACUCAGAGUCUGGAUUAAAACGGUGGAACUUAAAGAGACAGAAAAAGCGGGACCAUCCAACCAUCUGCAGAAUCCCAAACCACCAUCAGGAGUUAGUGCAAGUUUAAUUGCGAGUGAUGGCAGCACUGUAUUUGCACCUAUCAUAAUGAAUUCUAAUAUAUCAGAAUCCAUUAAUAUAAAUAUGAAUUCACCAAAUGCUGUGAAAAAAUUUGAUCAAACUAAAGAUUGUGAAAGGGGAAAAUCUAAAGUAGUAACAGAUUGUAAGGAGUUUUUGAAAAAGAACCACGGAUUCUUGGUGCAAAGUGUCAAGCACAUUGAAGUUAUUCUUGAUGAUCUUAAAUUACAUCCUGAAUCAGCUGCAAAUGUGAGAUCAAAGGGAACAGAUCAAGCCAAGAUGAGGGAACUGCUUGGCUAUAUCAAUUCUAAAGCCAUCGCUGAACGUCUGGUUGAUGCUUUGUUAGAGCAUGAGUGUGAUCUCAUGGAUGAGUUACUCAGCUAAAAUUGUAUCAUCUACAUUCCAGUAACUUUUUACCAAAUAUUUCUUAAUCAAUUGUGGCAUUGUACAGACCAGGUUUAUACCAACACAGUCUCAGGCUUUUUUUAAAUGAACAAUUGAAUAAACACCAAUUUUUAUAUUGACCAAUGUGUAUACACAUGAUGACAAUGGCUUUGUUAUAAAAAAAAAUACAGUUUUGUAUCAUAUAUAUACCGGUAGUCUGUUUUUUUUAUAUUUGUAAGGAUCAUUUAAACCCACAAGUUGCUUACUGUAUCAAAAACAAUGUUGCAAUAAAAGUUACAUGAGGGUAA
Molecule: messenger RNA, 1292 nt
Organism: Paramisgurnus dabryanus
Lineage: Eukaryota; Metazoa; Chordata; Actinopteri; Cypriniformes; Cobitidae
Biological process (GO): regulation of apoptotic process
Source: RefSeq, a predicted model, not a curated record